Molecule: messenger RNA, 678 nt
Organism: Cannabis sativa
Lineage: Eukaryota; Viridiplantae; Streptophyta; Magnoliopsida; Rosales; Cannabaceae
Exons: 1
Coding region: 1-678 (225 amino acids)
Source: RefSeq, a predicted model, not a curated record
AUGGAUACUAGUUGGUAUUGGAGAAAACUCUGCAGCUUACGAACAACCUUCAACAAAGAUGAUGUUGUGGCAGCGGGUGGAGAAAAGUUCAAAACCAGCAGAUUUUAUUGCAGCUUGCUGAAUCAGACGUUAUUUCCUGCAGCAGGGGCUAUUUGCCAUGGUUUGAGCAUGCCUAAACACACCUUCCAACUUUGGCAAGCAACCCAAGACAAGUUGUUAACAAGGGAUCAUCUUAGCAAGCUGAACAUUCCUAUGUCUAAUCUGAAUUGUGUGGUUUGUGAUAUUGAUCUUGAGAGUCAUAGCCACUUGUUCUUCAAGUGCAGACUUUCUUUGCUGGUUUUGUACAGGAUUUUUCAAUGGCUGGGCAUGGUUGGUUGGUCUGAGGACUAUGAUAGUUGGAGAGUUUGGUUGGGCUACCCUAAGCCGACUGUGGUGGACAGGAUUUUGGUCCUCAUGAUUGCGGCUGUGAUCUACCAUCUGUGGUGGAAUCGAAACACUUGUUUAGUCUCUUCUUUUUCUAAUUCUGUAAAUUGCAUUGUAAAUAAAAUUAAAAGUGAAGUGAAGUAUAGACUCUUAUUGAUUAAAGAUAGAAAAUGCUCUAGGAAGAAAAAGGACUUGAUUCAUAGAUUGAUUUGUAAUUUGGUGAAGUGGAGGUGGUUGCUUCUCUUGUGGAAGUGA